GUUUCCACUAUUUCCGACGUUUAGUGAAAUGAAGGUCGCAAUGUUUAUGUGCGCAAGCAGUGUGUGUCUGUGAUUCAUAGAAUCAUAAUCAUAGUUGGUUCCUGAUUGCUGAAUGUAGGCCUAAAUUUAAUCACAGUGUGUUUGUUGGGAAUUGGGCAAUUGGCGAAUGAAAGAAAACAUCCAAUUACAAAUGCAUCUCCUGGAUUUGCCGGGGGAUGACGUUAUUUUGAAAAUCAUAGAUUAUCUGUCACCUCAGGACUGGCUAAACUUUCGAUGUGUUAGUAAACAAACCUAUUUCCUAGUCCAUGAAUAUUUCAAAUAUAUGAAAUAUCUUGAUCUUUCUCAUCACAAAGUGUUACCACAAGCCCUAUGUCAGGUUUUACCUCAGCUAUGUCACAGCCUAAAAGUUUUUAAAAUAUCUAAUUCAAAGAUAUUCAAUGAUGAAUGCAUUAAGACCAUCAUACAAAAUAAUCACAAUUUGAAUCACCUGGACUUGUCAAAUAGUAACCUUAAAAAUGGAACUCUCCAGCCACUUGUGGUCAACUGUAAAAAACUAGAGAAAAUUUUGUUGAAGAAUUGUGUUUGGUUAACUGUUGGAGCCAUUGAAAUUUUAGCCUUCCAUUUUCCAGAUACAAUCAAGGUAGCUGACUUUAGUGGCUGCACAGGCAUAAGUGAGGCUUCAAUCAUCCUAUUUGUAAAACGACAGCCAAAAUUGACAUCACUGUCCCUGAGUGAUCUCUCUUGUCUGCAGGAUGAAACAUUAGUUAAGAUUUCUCAGUUUUGCCCACAACUUAUGUAUCUUGACAUAAGUAGAUGUUGCAGAAUCACAGACUCUGGGAUCAAAAAGUUUGCUGAAUAUUGCCACACCGUGCGCACGCUGAAGGUGGAUGGUUGUGAGGUCAGCGAGCGUAGUUUGUCUUGGUUGAGAUCACGUGGUGUUUGGAUUGACAAACCUCAAUAUCCUUCUUACCUGUUGCACCGCCUGAAUCAAAUUCAAACCUGGCCACGGACUCAGCUGUGAAAAUUCUUCAACGGGAUCUUCUGUACAUUCCUUCUUUUCUAACGAUAUCUACCUCACUUGGUAGACAGCCACCGCCAUUUCAUUAGCUACUGUGUUAAUCCUAGCACUAAGAAUAUCCUUCUCUAAAUUUCCAUUGGCGCUCUUAUCGAAGUCGACUUAUUCUUAUCCUCUUCUUUCUCUUAAUUUUUAUAGUUCUUCUCCCCUAAAUGGCUCUGGGGAGAAGUUUUGAAACAGCUGAGUUCUGUCAUCCUUGCCCAAUGUUGAUUGUACAACUUCCGUGUUGGCAUAAUCAUGAAUUCUAAAAUUCUAGAUUUCCACCCCUAUCGGACGAUUACGUGUUUCGUUUUAAUCGUGAAUGAUGAACCAGGCAGUUAUUUUUAGAUAAUGCCGCGUUAAAUUUGGGUUGGUUUUUUUCUUUCUGUCUUACAACACGUAAUAAUAAAGUUCUCAAAUGUCCAUCAAAUGUCUAUCUUGAGAUGGGUGUGAAUUUGUAACGUUUUGGGAUAAUUGAUAUCAAUUGACUACCACGAAACUUCCGUAGGGUUCGAUGGUGGAGGCACCAGUCUAGCGGUCGGUGAAUUGAUGUUGUAAAAAGAGCCACCAACAGUCGAGUACUCCACCAUCCGCCUUUUUAGAAACAUGGUAACUAAAAUCAAUGAAAAGACAAGUUAAGUCACGACGGGAAAAAUCGAGUACGUACCAUAGAAUUCUACUGCCGUUUUAGACAGUUUGUUAUUGUGCUUCUGGUGUGGCACAAAUACCAUUUCCGGGCAAUUUUUUCUUUAUUUGUAUGUAGUACUACAUGUAUGUGUGUAUGGGGUGAAUAGAGGUAGGGAAACAACUAAUCCAAUUAGAUUUGUUAGAAAAGGAAAAAAAGUUCAAAUAGCGUGAAGCGUAGUUUGUCUUGGGGUUUUAGCUGAGGAAUCUAUGUACUAUUGGUUGAUAGAAAUUCUUAAGAGUAUUAAGUUAAGAAUGGACAAGAGAUCCCAGAAGCGUAAAAAAAUCUGAAAAACCAUCAGAAAACAUGUAUUUCUCUUUCAUACACCAAAGCCAAAAUCGGAUCAAAGUUCCGGGAUUGAAUGGAAGGGAUAAUUGCCGCUUGCCCGACAGUCUUUUUUUUUUCUUCUUCUUCUUUCUCCUCCCACAUUUACUCCUCCUCUACUAGCAUCGCAUCAACAUUUCUUCACCUUUUCGGGUCGGAGGAGAGAAAAUGGGAGGAGUUCUGACCGCUUGAGUCGAGAGGAAGGAGAAGUCUCGUCGACCCCGACUACAAGUUCCAGUGCUAGUGUAUCUAUUGGUGCUGUCGAGUCAAUGACAAGCCACAAAUUGUCUCCUUUGCUAUCACAAGUGUUCCAACACAGAAUCAAUUUUAGUGCGUAGCUGACGGUAGUCGCGAAACAUCUGCUUCUUCUUCGCUCCACACUCCAUCCUCUGUGAUUUUGUGUCCAACAUUCACGAUGAAUUGUUUAGUUCGUUCGUUUUUCGCCUUGCUGGUGUUAUGCAAAUUUUCUACUUCAUCGGCUUGGUCUUGGAAUAAUCUGUUGAUGACAAGCACAAGGAUCAAUUUGGGAAUGGCGGAAUCGGUAGCGGCCGGCGCUGAACUUGCGAUGGGCGAAUGCCAAUAUCAAUUCCGAUGGGAGCGCUGGGCAUGUCCACGCAGCGCCUUCACCAAAAAGAAAGUGUUUAGAUCACUGAUUCGAGAAUCUGCGGCUCUCCACUCUUUCCUUUCGGCUGGAAUCACUUACACGUUAACGCGCAACUGUUCUCGCGGCCAACUGGAAGGAUGCGGAUGCGCCAACAUACAUUCUCAACAUCCAAACGAAUCUCCUUCAGCCACAUGGCGGUGGGGGGGAUGCAGCGACAACAUCAAGAUGGGAGAACAAUACUCUGUCCGAGUACUGGAUUCUCUCGAGUCUGGACAGGAUGCCCAGGCUUUAGCUAAUUUGCACAACAACUUUGCUGGUCGUUUGGCUGUUCGUCAUUCAAUGCGCCAGUCGUGCAAAUGCCACGGAGUGUCCGGCUCGUGCGCCAUGCAGACUUGUUGGAUUCAAUUGCCUCCAUUCCGCACAGUUGGCCAAGCCCUCAAACGACAAUACGACACAAGUGUGAGGGUUGGCUACAGCAAUGGCAUCCUACAGAUCGACGGCGGCAGCUCGUCGUCCAACGGCGCCAAGACCUCGUCAGGCUCGUCACAGAUUUUACGCGUCUCGCCACAAACGCUCGUCUACUUGGAACUGUCGCCCGACUUUUGCCGAGCAAACGUCACGGCCGGAACGAGCGGCACGAAAGGCCGGACAUGCUCACGAGACAAAGGUAAAGGCCUUUCGGCAUCUCAACGUCGCAGCUGCAUUCAUCUGUGCAAGAACUGCGGUCACAAAGUUAAGAAGCGCGUCGUCACUGUCAUGACCUCAUGCAACUGCACUUUCCAGUGGUGCUGUCAAGUCCAGUGUCAGACGUGCAACACAACGAAAAGUAUUUACUCUUGCGCUUAAAGUUGUCAAUCAUCCAAUCAACAUGCGUAUACUGUCGCAGUAUUAAUCAAAAAAUCAUCCCAUAAAUGUACAGAUAUAAUUUCACUGAUAAAUUGAGAAACUUUUUCCUCUGUUUCAAGGCAAAUGUACAUAUUCCAGAUGGCCGGCUUACAAAAUAUCCUAUCAGUUUAAGUAUAAGGGUAGUCUACGUUUUGAAAAAAAAAAAUUGAAAUUGCUCUCGGGUUGACACCUUCGAAUGGCCCAACCAAAACAUGUGUGUGCACACUCCUAGUUGUGCUAAUUUGAUUUGUAUCGUUGUUGUAUGUGUGAAUUUGUUGUACAAGCUUCCUGCCACCAUGUGCCGACUCUAUUCCGUUCUAGAUCUUAUCGAGCUCGAAAUUUUAAAAUUGAGCCGAA
Messenger RNA from Daphnia pulex (common water flea), 3909 nucleotides. Its product is annotated as protein Wnt-8-like. Bases 2479 to 3513 code for a protein of 344 amino acids. The record is from RefSeq and is a predicted model, not a curated record. The transcript is spliced from 15 exons. Lineage: Eukaryota; Metazoa; Arthropoda; Branchiopoda; Diplostraca; Daphniidae. Gene Ontology annotation, molecular function: frizzled binding; cytokine activity. Gene Ontology annotation, biological process: cell fate commitment; neuron differentiation; multicellular organism development. Gene Ontology annotation, cellular component: extracellular region.